AUCAGAUCUUCCCUCUUUUCUUCCAAUCUCCAUCUUGAGAGCGAUGGCAUUGCGGCUCCCACGACUUGGCAGACAACUCUUUCAUCUCAAAGCGUCAUCAGCAGUCGCACCGUCAUAUCGAAGCUUCUCGUCCCUCCUCUCUUCUAACAAGGCCGAUUCUGGUCCUGCUCCCUCCGGCGCCCGUACACUGCGAUCCCUCGCCGAGCUCGAAAGCAUGUCUUCCACGCCCCAGAACACAGCGCCCCCUGCUCGACCGGGCCAGGUCGAGGACGCAGGCAGCGCUGGCCAGGGUGGUGCAGCGUCGUCAUCAGCGGCGGCGGCUGCACCGUUUCCAUCGUCGAGCCGCAACAGCUUCAUCUUGACGCUCUCGUGCCCCGAUCGCCAGGGCAUCGUGCAUCGCGUCACGGGCUUCCUUGCCCAGCGAGGCUUCAAUAUCCGCGACUCUGCCCAGUUUGGCGAUCCGACGACAAACCGCUUCUUUAUGCGCGUGCAUGCAGAGGCCAACACGGCCAACGCGGCCCUCUCCAACACGCUCCAGGCCGACUUUACCGCCGAGCUGGGGGCCGAGAUGGAAAUGAGCUUUGAGAUCCACCGCGACGAGGAGAAGCCACGGACGAUGAUCAUGGUCAGCAAGAUUGGGCACUGUCUCAACGACUUGCUCUUCCGCGUCUCGAGUGGUACGCUGCCGAUCGAGGUUCCGCUGAUUGUGAGCAACCACGACGAGUACGAGGCGCUGGCGAAGGCGCACGGGAUCCCCUUUUUCCACCUGCCCAUCGAAAAGACGGGGAGCAAGACAAAGGCAUGGCAGGAGGAGGAGAUCCUGCGGCUGUGCAAGGAGUACAAGAUCGACCUCGUCGUCCUCGCCAGGUACAUGCAGAUCCUCUCACCCAAGCUGUGCUCGCUCAUGUCUGGUCGAAUCAUCAACAUCCACCACUCUUUCCUCCCUUCGUUCAAGGGCGCAAAACCAUACCACCAGGCCUACGAGCGCGGCAUCAAGCUCAUCGGCGCCACCGCCCACUACGUUACGGCUGAUCUGGACGAGGGCCCGAUCAUUGAGCAGGCCGUCGACCGGGUCAACCACGCGUAUGCCCCAGCAGACCUCACACGGGCCGGCGCAGACAUCGAGGCUAGGGUCCUGGCGAGGGCUGUCAGGUGGCACGCAGAGCGACGCGUCCUUCUCAACGGUGCAAAGACGGUUGUCUUUUCCUGAGCAAUGCAGCCUCCCGUGACAGAACCUGUACUUGUCCUCGUCAUAAAAGAUUAGAUUUACCUCUCU
Acaromyces ingoldii is the source of this 1276-nucleotide messenger RNA. RefSeq names its product Formyltetrahydrofolate deformylase. The record is from RefSeq and is a predicted model, not a curated record. Gene Ontology annotation, biological process: 'de novo' IMP biosynthetic process. Lineage: Eukaryota; Fungi; Basidiomycota; Exobasidiomycetes; Exobasidiales; Cryptobasidiaceae. The transcript is spliced from 3 exons. Gene Ontology annotation, molecular function: formyltetrahydrofolate deformylase activity. The coding region runs from base 44 to 1210 and encodes 388 amino acids.